UCCCCCAGUCCCAUCUCUGCUCCCCACCACCCCCCAGCUCCUCGCCCGGAGGAAGGGUGAGCUCAGGGUGCCGUCCCCAGCCACCGAAAUCUAUGAUCAGCUCCGUGUGCGUCUCCUCCUACCGCGGACGCAAGUCGGGGAACAAACCACCUUCCAAAACAUGCCUGAAGGAAGAGAUGGGCAAAGGGGAAGAAUCGGACAAGAUCACCAUCAACGUAGGCGGCACCAGGCAUGAGACCUACAAGAGCACCCUCAGGACUUUGCCGGGCACCCGCCUGGCCUGGUUGGCCGACCCCGACGCCCAAAGCAACUUUGACUUUGACGGGAAAAGCAACGAGUUCUUCUUCGACCGUCACCCCGGGAUCUUCUCCUACGUGCUCAACUACUACCGGACGGGGAAGCUGCACUGCCCCGCCGACAUCUGCGGGCCCCUCUUCGAGGAGGAGCUGACCUACUGGGGCAUCGACGAGACCGACGUGGAGCCCUGCUGCUGGAUGACCUACCGGCAGCACCGCGACGCCGAGGAGGCCCUGGAUAUCUUCGAGAGCCCUGAGCCAGGUGGUGGGGCUGGUGGAGAGGAACCUGAAGAGGAAGGGGGUAGGGAGAUGGCCCUUCAACGCCUGGGGAUGGAUGACAGGCCGGCGGGGGCAGCGGGGGCUGCUGGAGGGGGUGGCUGCUGUCGGAAUUGGCAGCCCAGGAUGUGGGCGCUCUUUGAGGAUCCCUACUCGUCCAAGGCAGCAAGGGUAGUUGCUUUUGCCUCCCUCUUCUUCAUCCUGGUCUCCAUCACCACCUUCUGCCUGGAGACACACGAGGCCUUCAACAUCGACGUCAACGUGACGGAGACCCUGGUGGUUGGCAACACCACGACCAUCCUGCUGACACACAAAGUGGAGACAGAGCCCAUCCUCACCUACAUCGAAGGGGUCUGUGUCCUCUGGUUCACCCUCGAGUUCCUGGUUCGCAUCAUCUGCUGCCCAGAUAAGCUCCUCUUCGUUAAAAACCUCCUCAACAUCAUUGACUUCGUGGCCAUCUUGCCCUUCUACCUGGAGGUAGGUCUCAGUGGCCUGUCCUCCAAAGCUGCCCGGGACGUGCUGGGCUUCCUACGGGUGGUUCGUUUCGUCCGGAUCCUCCGGAUCUUCAAGCUGACACGACACUUUGUGGGUCUCCGGGUGCUGGGCCACACCCUCCGGGCCAGCACCAACGAAUUCCUGCUCCUCAUCAUCUUCCUGGCCUUGGGGGUCUUGAUCUUCGCCACCAUGAUCUACUACGCCGAGCGGAUCGGAGCCAAGACGUCCGACCCUCGCGGGAGCGACCACACUCACUUUAAGAACAUCCCCAUCGGGUUCUGGUGGGCCGUGGUCACCAUGACCACCCUGGGCUAUGGUGACAUGUACCCCAAGACCUGGUCGGGCAUGGUGGUGGGGGCUCUCUGUGCCUUGGCCGGGGUGCUCACCAUCGCCAUGCCCGUCCCUGUCAUCGUCAAUAACUUUGGGAUGUACUAUUCGUUGGCCAUGGCCAAGCAGAAGCUGCCAAAGAAGAAGAAAAAGCAUAUACCCCGUCCAGCCCCACUGGACUCUCCCACCUACUGCAAAACCGAGGAGAACUCCCCCAGGAACAGCACCCAGAGUGACACUUGCCCCUUGGCAGUAGAGGAAGGGGCAGCUGAGAGGAAACGGUCAGACUCCAAGCAGAAUGGUGAGGCCAACGUGGUGCUGUCAGAUGAGGAGCAGCCACUGUCACCAACUGAUGAGGAGAAGAGGCCCAUGAGACGCUCCAGCACCCGGGAGAAGAACAAGAAAUCCUCCACGUGCUUCCUGCUGGCCACGGGGGACUUCUCCUGUGCAGCAGAUGGAGACAUCCAGAAAGGCCCUGGGAAGUCCCGAAGCCUCAGCAGCCUGGCUGGUGUGGCAGGACCCACGGUGGCCUUGGCUCCCUUGGCCUCCCCCUGCAGCUCUCCUGUCCCCUCCAUCCUCUAAUCCACUGCCUGGACCUGCUGUGUCAUGUCACCCUGUCCCCCCUGUGGCUUUGUGGCCCUGCCUGUGUCCAGAGGAGACCAAGCUGGGCCACCUCCAUCACCAAGAAGCAGGUUCUGAUCUCCUCCAGCCCAGCACUGCCCCGUGCUCCCCAGUUUGCAGGACAUGUCUCCAUCCAACCUGCCUCGUCUCUGUGUGUUUUGGGACAAUCCCUGGAGGGGGUCGAGGGUUUGCUCAGUGCUUUUUUGAUUAUGGGGGUUUUUUUUAUCCCUUAGAAACCUUUAUUCAUCCAAAAUAAAUCAGGCUGAGCCUUGUGAUUCCCUCUGGGGGUCGAGUCCUCCUUCCCGUGGGCUGGUUGCACUUGGGCUGGAGGGAGGUGGAAAUGCAAGGAGGACACAUUGACUCAUAAAAUUGUAUAGAAUUGUGCUGGAAAUGGCUGAGUUCAUAUAAUUGAAGGUCUUUUUGGUUUGGUUUUAUUUUUUUCAUUAAGAACAGCCUCAAG
Apus apus (common swift) is the source of this 2475-nucleotide messenger RNA. RefSeq names its product potassium voltage-gated channel subfamily C member 4 (gene KCNC4). NCBI's taxonomy places the organism in Eukaryota, Metazoa, Chordata, Aves, Apodiformes, Apodidae. Bases 93 to 1976 code for a protein of 627 amino acids. The record is from RefSeq and is a predicted model, not a curated record. Gene Ontology annotation, biological process: potassium ion transmembrane transport; protein homooligomerization. Gene Ontology annotation, cellular component: neuronal cell body membrane; axon; voltage-gated potassium channel complex. The transcript has 4 exons. Gene Ontology annotation, molecular function: protein binding; delayed rectifier potassium channel activity.